Trachymyrmex septentrionalis is the source of this 1108-nucleotide messenger RNA. RefSeq names its product DNA replication complex GINS protein PSF1-like. NCBI's taxonomy places the organism in Eukaryota, Metazoa, Arthropoda, Insecta, Hymenoptera, Formicidae. Gene Ontology annotation, cellular component: GINS complex. Bases 396 to 980 code for a protein of 194 amino acids. The record is from RefSeq and is a predicted model, not a curated record. Gene Ontology annotation, biological process: DNA strand elongation involved in mitotic DNA replication; DNA replication. The transcript is spliced from 6 exons.
CACGUUCACAACGCUUAAAAAUCAUUUCAUCCUUGUUGUUUGUCAAAUGUUAAACAAAGACAAACGAUGCUCAUGAGUUGUCAGCAUAAAUCGGCCAUAAAGUUCAAUUUUUUUUUAUUCCUAAUAUUUUUCCAAUUCUAGAAUUGAAAACGAAUGACGAAUAAGUCAAACUUCGAUUAAAAGUGGUUAAAAGUAAACCGUUAUGGAAUUGAGUCUAAACGAUUUUCUGAAAUUUCUUGCCAAACGAACUUCCCUGAGAGUGCUCGCAAUUGCACCAUGAUGAAAGUUAAGCCUGCGUUAGCAUCGCAGCCAAUAUGGUGGCAAGAUUCUAAUCCAACUAGCAAUUCAGCAAGAAAAGCCUCGUGUAUCGCCGACUUUAGGAAAUCACACGAUAUAUGUUUGGGAAAGAAGCUGUUAAGCUCAUAACGGAGCUCGAUAUGCAUGAAGAUAUUCGACCAUUUAAUGAACAGGUGAUGCGACAAGUUUUUGAAGAGAUGCAAACACUUUAUGAAGCCAAUUUGAUAGAUAGCAACGCAAUACAGAACGAAAGAAACAACGCGUUGUUACCGUCGGUACAUUUUCGCCAUACGGCUCUGCUCAGGAAUAAAAGAUGCAUACUAGCGUAUCUAUAUCAUCGGAUCAGACGAUUACGGCAGAUGCGCUGGGAAUUGGGCAGCAUCCUACCAACCGAGAUAACCACCAACUUAUUGAAUGCAGAGAUGCAAUGGUUUCAGAACUAUAAUAAAUCUCUGGCCACCUACAUGAGAUCAAUAGGUGAUGAUCAUGGAUUAAAUCUGACUGUGAAUAUGAAUCCUCCAAAGACGCUAUAUGUUGAGGUGAAAUGUCUAAGUGAUUUCGGCAAACUAGAACUCGACGAUGGUGAGGUCAUUACAUUAAAAAAAAAUACAUAUCAUCUGUUACCAAGAGCUACAUGUGAACCACUUAUCAGACAAGGCAUACUCGAACACCAUAAUGCAUAAUGUAUAAUUAAAAAAAGUUUCUUCCUAUUUCUAUCAUUUCUUUUAUACAUUUAUAUUGUGUAUUUUUUUAUUGUUGCAAACACUAUUAUCAUUGUGUGUGCAUCUCAACGUAAAAAUAAAUACACACG